AUGUGUAGACUCGGACUCUACCCGAUGUACUUCGUACUCCGGCCCGCGUCGUUUGGUGCAUGGCAUUGCCUCGAUGUCCAGCCAAGACAGCCCCAAGACCUAACGACCGGCAAGCAAGACACCCUCCUUUCCCGCGCCACUUCCUUCACACAACGCCCACCUCGCCUCAGCAACUUCCUCGCCGUCGUGCUCAUGCUCCUCGGCCUCGUCGCCGCGCAGCAGACCACCAGCGUCCGCUCCACCGCCACGCCCUCCGUGACCAGCUCCUCGGCGGCGAGCAACAAGAGCACGGGCACGACCAGCAGCGCGGCCGGCAAGUCGGUCGCCGCGAACACGGCGAGCGGCACCGGCACCGCUGCCAAGUCGAGCGCGUCUGCCAGCGCCACCACGACCAAGAAGAGCGCGGGCAACAGGGCCGCCGGCGCCGGCGCCGACUCGACCCUCAUCACCGUCUCGCUCGCCGCCGGCCUCGUCGUCUUCGGCGUCGCCAUGUCCUAG
Molecule: messenger RNA, 498 nt
Organism: Purpureocillium takamizusanense
Lineage: Eukaryota; Fungi; Ascomycota; Sordariomycetes; Hypocreales; Ophiocordycipitaceae
Exons: 5
Coding region: 1-498 (165 amino acids)
Source: RefSeq, a predicted model, not a curated record